AUGAUGAGAUUUCUUAAUUAUGUUUUGAUUUCAUUUUUGCUAAAAUAUAACUACGCAGCAAUAUUAGUUUGUGAAUAUAAACGUGAGUUGUCUGAUUAUGGAAGUGCUUAUACGUGUGAUGCUCAAAACUUUCAAGAUAGCUUCGAGAACAGAAAUGUGACGAGUGCUCAAGGCAACCAUGAAGCUGAUAAUUCUGAUGAAUUUGUGACAAAGCUUUUCAUGAAAAAGCAAUUUUGUCCAUAUCUUCCUUUGAACACCGGUUCAAUUUUCCCAAACCUCGAAAUUUUUUAUAUCAUGAAUUCAAAUGUUAAACAUUUACUAAAAGGUGAUCUUGAUGGGUUGAAUAAGCUGAGAACAUUUGACGUUUCACACAAUCCAAUUGAAGUGUUGCAAGCUGAUUUCUUUAAGGGUCACGACACUAUCGAAAUAAUUUCAUUCUAUGAUUGUCAUCUGAAAUUAAUUGAUCAUAAUGCAUUAAAUUCAUUACCAAAGCUUAGAAAAGCCUAUUUCAAUUAUAAUGUUUGCAUUGAUUAUCAAGCUGACGACGAAGACAUGAUUGAAUCUUUAGCAGAAAGAUUUAGCUAUAAUUGUGAAGACAAUGAUCAUCAAAUUUUUCACUCUGGAAAAAAUGACAAAAGUCACCUAAAAGAAGACAAGAAAGCAGUGCACGUUGAAGACAAAUUGCCUUUUGUUAAAAGUAAUGCUUACUGGAUACUCUUCUUUCUUCUUUUGAUUAUCAUUUUGUUAUCAUUAAUUUUACUAAAAACUGUUACGACAAAAUUUGGAAGCAAUUGGAUUGAAUUCAAGAAUCACUUAAUAUCAGGACAAUCAUGA
Molecule: messenger RNA, 834 nt
Organism: Clunio marinus
Lineage: Eukaryota; Metazoa; Arthropoda; Insecta; Diptera; Chironomidae
Source: the annotation of a GenBank genome assembly